AUCUGGGCUGCAUCUUCAGAAGACGCAUUAUUUUUGUUACUCCACUAACCUUAAGGGGGCUUUUUAGCUUUUGCUCAGCUAUCCGUUUCUGGAAAACAUCUGAAUCAUUUUAUAACCAAACCCAGCUGCCGCUCAAGUCUAUGUGUGCGUGUGUGUGUAUAUGUGUGUUCGUUUGUAUGAGGAAGAGGGUGAGAGUGUGAGAGUAUCUGUGCGCAUUUCUCUGUAAAAAGGAAAGAGAGAAAAAACGCCUGGACGUCUGUUUCUUUCCCCAAACUUCUUUUUUUUUUUUUUUUUUUUUUUUUAGGAAUGAACGCCGAGACGUGCGUUUCAUUCUGCGACAUGACAUCCAUGGAUUCAUAUUAUAGUCCAUCUGCACCGCAAGGUAGGGAUCACCAAGCGAACCCGUCCAGGACUUUCCAGGCGAGUGACUCCAAAUACAGCCCUGCUUUCCUGACCAACAAAGGUCAGACGUACGGGGAAACAUCUCGGGGCCCGUUCCAGCAAGAAUGCCAGUCAUUGGAUGCCACUGCUGAGGAAGGCACCUUUAACAAAUACCACCUCUUCAUGCAGAGGUCCUCAUGCAAAACUCCCCCAGACAGCAGCAAACUCCAGCAGGAAAGCGGACACAACGGAGGACUCAUCGCUUGUUAUGGUAAAGACAACACAGGGCUGACAGAUUCGGAAUUGACCCCAAAAAGUGAUCACACAGGGAUGGAUGGCAGCUACCUCAGUGCAAAGGAGUCAGGAGUGAAGAGCCCCCAGGAGCAGCCAAAUACAGAACUGGCCUCUCCACUAGACAAGGGUGAAGGAGAGAGCAACAAGGGGAAGAAAAGGCGCAAUCGCACCACCUUCACAAGCUAUCAGCUAGAGGAGCUGGAGAAAGUUUUCCAGAAAACACACUACCCUGACGUGUACGCCCGAGAACAACUCGCACUGAGGACUGACCUGACGGAAGCUCGAGUACAGGUGUGGUUCCAAAAUCGUAGAGCCAAGUGGCGGAAGAGAGAGCGCUUUGGACAGAUGCAGCAGGUCCGAACACAUUUUUCCACUGCCUAUGAACUCCCCCUUCUCACUCGGCCUGAGAACUACGCUCAGAUUCAGAACCCUUCCUGGAUAGGAAGCAGCAGUGCAGCGUCCCCAGUGCCGGGCUGUGUCGUACCAUGUGACUCGGUCACUUCCUGCAUGCCUCCUCAUCCACAUACUGCUAGCGGAGUGUCUGACUUCUUGGGAGUGGCCAGUCCUGGAGGUCACAUGGGACAGACACACAUGGGCAGCUUGUUUGGGAGUCCAGGCAUAAGCACUGGUAUUAACGGGUACGAUCUAAACAUGGACCCAGACCGAAAAUCCUCCAGCAUUGCAACACUGCGAAUGAAAGCUAAGGAACACAGCGCAGCCAUCUCUUGGGCUACAUGACUCCCCUCAACAUCAGGACAUUAUCUCUGAAGUCCCUUGACAAAUAAAUAGAAAAGUGAACAAGAGCAAAAGUGAACAUCAGUUAGCCAUCAAGACAUGAUACAAAGAAUGGCCUGGGGACAAGCAGUGUGUGGAUUGACAAAGAUAAGCAAAAUAAUAGAGAAGCCAUGUGAAAUUAAAUAUAGAGUUCAGAGAGACAAUCAAAAAUGGGGAAAAUCAGAGAUGUUCAUAAAAUUGAGAACAAUCUGGCUUUAAGACAAGAAAACAGAAAAUUGACAUUUGAAUAUAUCCAAAAUUAUUUUAAAAAUAAAUGAAAUAACAAAUAAAAAUAAAUAAAUAAAUAAACCCUGCACUUAUUUGCUGUAUACUAGAGUCAUAUAAAAAUGUAUCUAAACUCAUCUGUCUUUAUUUUCAUUCUAUUUCUGUCACAGAAUCCACUUCCAAAUAUGGCAAUAUCGGUAACACUUUACAAUACGGGUGCAUUAAUAAGCAUUAAUUCAUGCUUAACUAAUGCAAAGAUAAUAUUGAGGUA
Xyrauchen texanus (razorback sucker) is the source of this 1945-nucleotide messenger RNA. Its product is annotated as homeobox protein aristaless-like 4. Lineage: Eukaryota; Metazoa; Chordata; Actinopteri; Cypriniformes; Catostomidae. Bases 307 to 1413 code for a protein of 368 amino acids. Gene Ontology annotation, molecular function: RNA polymerase II transcription regulatory region sequence-specific DNA binding; DNA-binding transcription activator activity, RNA polymerase II-specific. The transcript has 4 exons. The record is from RefSeq and is a predicted model, not a curated record. Gene Ontology annotation, biological process: regulation of transcription by RNA polymerase II.